Messenger RNA from Esox lucius (northern pike), 1500 nucleotides. Its product is annotated as claudin-10. The transcript has 5 exons. Bases 118 to 843 code for a protein of 241 amino acids. The record is from RefSeq and is a predicted model, not a curated record. Gene Ontology annotation, biological process: cell adhesion; bicellular tight junction assembly. Gene Ontology annotation, cellular component: bicellular tight junction; plasma membrane. NCBI's taxonomy places the organism in Eukaryota, Metazoa, Chordata, Actinopteri, Esociformes, Esocidae. Gene Ontology annotation, molecular function: structural molecule activity.
CAGAGCACAUGGCAUUGUCUUCAACAACCUUCAUUGGCCAGUGGAAAUCAGUCAAAUCUUCUGUUACCUCUGAAGUUAUCACCAGCGUCUGUAGUAAGCGCUGAUAUACCGUGUAUAAUGAGUAACAUGGUGACAGAAAUUGUGGCCUUUAUUAUGAGCAUGUCUGGCUGGGUCCUCAUAUCUUCAACUAUACUCACGGAGGACUGGAGGUGGGAUGGCUCUCUUGAUGACUCAAUCCUUGAAUCAGCUUUCUUCUGGUCCAACCUGUGGAAAACAUGUGUCACUGAUUCAACAGGAGUCACCAACUGCAAGGAAUUUCCUUCAAUGCUGGCACUGGAUGGCUAUAUUCAGGCCUGCAGGGGUCUGAUAAUCGCAGCAGUGUGUCUGGGCUUCUUUGGUGCUGUCUUUGCCCUGGUUGGAAUGAAGUGUACUAAGAUUGGGGGAUCAGACCAAAACAAAGCCAGGAUAGCUUGCUUCGCGGGGGUCAAUUUCAUAUUAUGCGGUGUCAGCUCUUUGUCUGCAUGCUCCGUGUAUGCACACAGGAUAACAUCAGAGUUUUUUGACCCCAUGUUUGUUGCUCAGAAGUAUGAACUGGGAGCUGCCUUGUUUGUUGGUUGGACAGGAUCGAUCCUGUGUAUUCUGGGAGGGGUGAUAUUCUGCUUCUCCAUAGUAGAUAUAUUUACUAGCUCUAGUCAUCCAGGCUAUAUCUACAGAGCACAUGCCUCUGCAUCCCAUGUCCCUUCUCAGUCUAGAGGACAUAGACAGCCCCUGAGCCAGCGGCCUUCACAAGAGUACAGCAGGUCUUCCAGAAUACAGCAUUUUGAUAAGAAUGCUUAUGUAUAAUGGGUGAUAUGACAAAUGCACAUUGCUACCAGGACCAGGGGUGCAAGACAUGCUGAAAAUUAUGAACAGUUAUUGUGCCACAUUUUUUUUUAGACAUUGAUAAAAGCAUUGGAACUACUUAACUCAGGGCAGAUUGAUAGUGGUUUGGAAAGCAAAGAAAUUAGGUUAAGACGAUGCCUUCUCCAUAGACCGAACCUAGUUUUGAGCGAACAUCACUUUAACUCACAUUGUUUUCAUUUGAGACAUGGUCAAAAGUAAACAUACUUUUAGGUAAUUUCUUUGGUAUUAAGAAAGAUUCUGUUAAGGUCUUUUGUCAUGUAAAUAAAAUAGAAAUUACCUAUUUGUAGAAAUCCUCAAAACUCUACUGCUCAACUGUUUGCCACUAUACAAAUGUGAUUAUAGAUGCAUAGAAUGUUUUAUUACUAAGGAGAUUUUCUUUGAUCAAAGAAUGAUAAACUGGUUAUUUAAGCUGAUCAGUAUCCACACAUUUAUGAUAGCACACAUAAAAUGAAUAAAAUAAAACCUAUUCUUACAUUGUACAAUGCCCUCAAGAAUUACUGGUCCCCUUGGCAAAGAUCAGAUAAAAGGUUUAGGAUCAAAUUAAAUUAGUAUUCAUCAGCUUGAUGAAUAAGAAUUAUUGAAAAAUUAUUAUUGAAA